Molecule: messenger RNA, 3303 nt
Organism: Archocentrus centrarchus (flier cichlid)
Lineage: Eukaryota; Metazoa; Chordata; Actinopteri; Cichliformes; Cichlidae
Gene: msl1b
Product: MSL complex subunit 1b
Exons: 9
Coding region: 230-1804 (524 amino acids)
Cellular component (GO): MSL complex
Molecular function (GO): chromatin binding
Source: RefSeq, a predicted model, not a curated record
AACACGAGAAAUGGCCAGCCAACAAAUUACGCAUGCGUAGUAGUGAGCGCUUUAAAACAAGUCUUGAGGAGGGAACAUGAAGACACUUGCAGGUGGACUUAAAUAACAGUCGAUGUAACCUGAAAGCGCGUAAAACCGUGUUGGUAAAAAGCAGGACAGCAGCUUCCAGUUCACAUGUGAAGUUGCUGCUGGUUCAGUCUCAGGAUGAAAAGUCGUCGUUGUGUUCGCCAUGACUCUGAGGUCCACGCUGUACCCGAACACGCGAUUCAGGCAGCACGCUGACGCCGGGGUCGCCACCGUGAGUCCCGUGAGCCUCAAGAGGGAGUCCUGCGACUUUGUUAUAGAUGUUCAAGACGUGCGGGGGGGCGAGAUCCCGAGCAAAUCAAAGGGCUUAGACCAGAAUUACAUGACAAGCAAGGUUGCCCUCGCUGGCGCUGUUGCAGAGGUAGUUAAAGGAGACACUAAAUCUGUGGGGAUAUUGUCCCCUGUCAGACCAAUGGGGGGUGAGGGAACCCCGGUGAAAGGUAAACCCCUCUCAGUUGACAAUAUGGAAAACCCUCAGAUGGCUGUGAAUAAUAACCCAAAGGAUGCCGGUGCUGAUGAAAGUGCAAAGGGGGUUGUACCAGGAGUGCUUGGCACUGCAUCCAUUGAACUCUCCUCUGAGGGCAAGUGGAGGAACAUCAGGAAGACCCCCUCCAACCCUCACACGCAGGCCAACUGCCUUCGACAGAUUCUUCUCCUCCAGCUCGACCUGAUUGAACAACAGCAACAACAGCUGCAGUCCAAGGACAAGGAGAUAGAUGAGCUCAAAGCAGACAAGGAGACGCUGCUUGCACGCAUUGAGCGCAUGGAGCGUCGCCUCCAGCUCACAAGGAAGGAUCCGCCCCGUGAUAAGCGCCUUUUCCAGCCCUUAGAGCCGUGGACCCCUGAUAAAGAGGACAUGUGGGAUCUGGAGCUUGAUGAGAGUCCGCAGCCUGACCCAGCCACACCACUCCCCUUCAGUCGGGGUGGAAAAGGUCAAAAAAGAAAAUCUUGCUUCGGAGAUGCAAAAGUGCAAAAAUCUCGGGGUAAAAGUGCCAAGCUGAGCCCGCAGAAGCCCGAAAUCGAGCCUGGCUCUCCCAAUCAGCGAGAGCUACGAAGCAAGGAAACCCCAGAGAAGACUGUUCCCACCAGGGCAGAAAAGGACACUUUGCUUCCAUGCAAAGAGGAGGGUGAGCUGAGCUGUCAGAUGGAAGAUUUGCCCUUCAUGUCAACGACAGAGAUGUAUCUGUGUUGCUGGAACCAACCUCCUCUGUCCCCCCUGCGUGAGACUUCCCCGAAAAAGGAGGAAGAGGUGGCCAGUGAGUGGACUCCUCAUGUAGUACAUGAUAUGCUGAUUGUUUUUCCAUCUUGGAGGGAAAAUAUUAUAGAUCCUCUGGAUGAAGACUCCUCCUUUAACCUCCCUGAGCCUCUGGAUGACGGCGUUUUUUUGAAACGUCACUCGAAGCUGGAGUUGGACGAGAAGAGGAGGAAAAGAUGGGAUAUCCAGCGAAUCAGAGAGCAGCGCAUGUUCCAGCGUCUGCAGCAGCGCAUGAACAGGAAGAAGGUCAUCCAGGAGACGGAGCCGGAGCUGUCGUCCUUCUAUCCUGACACCGAAGAUGUUGAAAGUAUAGUGAUCACUCCCUUCUUGCCUGUGGUUGCAUUUGGUCGGCCGCUGCCCAAACUCUCACAACAAAACUUUGAGCUGCCUUGGCUGGACGACCGCAGCCGGUGCCGCAUCGAGGUGCCCAAGAAACACACUCCUCACCGGACCUGUCGGAAGUGAAGCCCUUAAAAAGCAGCAACUGUGGGAGACAGAGAUGCUGCUCCAUACCCAGAUAAAGGAGAAAAGACAACAAAAAAAUAUUUGCCUCAUCUGGUGGGGAGGGGCACGCAUCACUUGUCGCUAUGCAACUGCUGUUGCUUUUGCUCUCCAGAGUUUUGGAAAGGGAUGGUUGAUCGCUGCAGCAGUGUCCUUGAUGUUUUCAGUCUCUGAAAGGGAGGCUGAGCCCUUCAUGCCAAAAGAUUACAGCCCCCAACUUAGCAGCUGCUCAUAAUUACACAUUCACCAGGAGUUAAUGCAUGUCCUGAUGCUUUUUGGUGGAUGUGCACCACAGGAAAAAAACAUUUGAUCAAACGUGUGUUUCUGUCAUGUUUUAUAGAUGGGUGCUGUUACAAACUGAGGGCUCUAAUCUUUGGUCCAUACAUGUAGAGGGAACUAACAGACCUUUGCGAACAAUACAACUGCAUCCUUUCCACGCCUGCUCUCCCUGCUUCAGUGGGGGCAAUCCGACUGUAUCGUGCUGUGUAUUGCCUAUAUCAUUCGCACACAACUUCAUUAAGAUUUUAAUCGAUGUUAGGUGUGAUUAUUGGGAGUUUUGGACAGCAUGACUUCAUAUAUAGAUACACACACAUACACACACACACACACACACACACCCAUAUACACACACACACACACACACAAAAGAAUCGAGCCAAUCCAAUGUAAGGAAAAAAAUGUAAGCAAUUGGAUGGUUGUGGGGUUUGAAAACAAAGCCACAGGAAAUGAGUCGGGUGGUAAACUUGGCGUUGAAUCCCGUAAUCUGUUCCCUUUUUUUUGUUUCUGUUAGUUCCUCUCUUUAUGUGAGUUGCAUGGACUCUAUUUAGCUGUUGCCAAAUAGUAAAAAAAAAAAAAUAAAAAGUAUUAGCAUGGCUUUGCCCCAAAAUGGAGAAGAAUUUCUGCUCAUUGGGCUGCAAAAAUACUGUUGUUGAAAGCAUGACCUGUGACUGCUUGGUUCGGCCGAUCGGAGAAUAACAAAGUGCAGAUUUGAUCUUUGUUUCUUGCUUCCAGUCAAAACUGCGCUUAUAUCCAGUAUAAACAAGUUACGUGUACACAUCAGGCUCCCAAAGUUGGCAGGGGGCGCUUUAGAGAAUAAAGCUUUCUAGCUGUAGUUAGUGUGCGCUCUUUAACACGCUGCCAGUUUAUCGCUCCCUGUGCGAGUUCAUUUCAGUCAGUUGCACUGUUGGGUUUCUGCAGAUGUUUUUUCCUCCUCGUUGCGUUCGCUCGACCUCUUCUACAUUUGAUGCAGCAGCUUCAACGCUUUGAGCCGCCCAGUGUGCGCGUGCACAGGCGGCUCAUUCUGGAAAUAGUCUUUUUUUUGUUUGUUUGUUUUUCUGUACAUAGCUUUCAGAAACAAAUGUACAUAAAACAUGGCUGUUAUUUUUUUAUUAUUUAAUGUUGGAAGUGUUGAGUACAUUCAAUAUUGUUCUAUGAUUGUAAGUUGACAAAUUGACAGUUUUGAA